Molecule: messenger RNA, 1194 nt
Organism: Protopolystoma xenopodis
Lineage: Eukaryota; Metazoa; Platyhelminthes; Monogenea; Polystomatidea; Polystomatidae
Source: the annotation of a GenBank genome assembly
GGCCGGAAUGGCUAUGCUGAACAGUCCCAUCAUGUACAACAGCACCAUCCAAGGGCUGAUUCGGGCGACCUUCAGCGCGACCGUCAUAGAGCUGAUAGGCGCGAAAAGAGGGAGUAUAAGCGGCUCGUGGAGCGGGACAGGAGGAAAGAGAGUCACGCCAAGCACUGGAGGAAGGAGCUGGCUGUUGUGCCCAUUGGUGAUACAAUCAAACGACGUUACGAAGUCCGUAAGAUUCUAGGUGAGGGGAGCUUUGGCCAAGUUUUGGACUGCAUCGACCUUCACACACAAAAGUUAGUUGCCGUCAAAGUCCUUAAAAGAUUGGAUGAUCACAAGGUUGCCGCCGCCCAUGAGCUUGAGGUUUUAGUUAAUCUUGCGAAGCUAGACAAGACAGGAUCCUCAAACUGCAUUAACGUCUUAGAUUUUUUCGAUUGGCGCGGCAGUUAUUUUAUAUCCUUUCCUCUUCUAGGCUCAAGUGUUUUUCAGUUUCUCGAAGCAAAUGAGUACGCCCCAUAUCCAAUUGAACAGGUUGCAAGUAUAUCCGCCCAGCUCUGCGAUGCUGUUAACUUUAUGCACUCAUGUCGUCUUGCCCAUACUGAUAUUAAACCCGAAAAUAUUUUAUUCGUUAAUGAUGCUUACGACGAGAUCUAUGAUGACAAGCUGGGUCGACCCUUACGUGUCGUCAGAGAUUCAACUAUCAAGGUGAUUGACUUUGGAUCCGCCACCUACGAUAAUGAACACCAUCCGACCAUCAUACAGACCAGGCAUUACAGAGCCCCAGAAGUUGUACUUGAACUUGGUUGGUCCUUCCCCGCCGAUGUUUGGUCAAUAGGUUGUAUUAUAUAUGAGCUUGUCACUGGCGAUUGUCUAUUUAUGACUCACGAUAAUUUGCAACACUUAGCAAUGAUGGAACGCUUCCUGGGUCCCCUUCCUAGAAACAUGAUAAGGAAAUCCCGAUGCCGCAGAUACUUUCACAAAUGUAAACUAGAUUGGGACCCUGAGGGCUCCGACGGUUGUUAUGUCCGUAAGCAUGUGAAACCCCUUGCGGACAUAUGGUUCGCCUCCUCAGAUAUGUACAAAAGGCUAUCCUUUGAUCUUAUCAAAGAAAUGCUUUAUUUUGAUCCCCAUCAGCGAAUUACUGCUUCGAAAGCCCUUGAACAUCCUUUCACUCUAUCUUCUAUACGUGCAUCGAUGUAA